GUGUUUUGUUCCGGUAGGGCUUCCGGGUUCUAAUGUUUACAUCUGGGAGCAGCUACAAAGCACACAGUUUGUUUUCCAGGCUAAUGAAAACCUUCUUGCACGUUAAGAACAGCAUGUUUUCCAAGUGCUAGGAUCUGUGCACAGUCACGGCAGCCUUCACGAAAUCAGCUGCUGACAAAAAUAACAGUAAAUGAUGAAGAAGAAAAGUAGACAUACAAGGUCUUCUGAGACGCCGCAAAAGCUCAGCAGGACGCCGAUGCCAGUGGAUGUCACCAGUGAGAAGAGGUCACCUGGAAACAGAGGGCGACCUCGGAAGACUGCCGCUGUAACCACAGAUAGUUUCUACCUGAAUGACUGUGCAACAGAAAAGACCACCGAUGCAGACUUCAAUGUGACGACAGUCGAAGACGCCCAGAAACAUCCAGAGACUAAGUCCAGAUCUUCAGGUAGACUCUCUGCUGCUGUCUGCCGGCUUUGUCACGGGAAGUUUUCUCCGCGCAGCUUGCGGCACGCCUUCAACAAAUGGCCUCAGGAUUCCCUCAGUAUCGUAGACGAGGAGUCAGACGCCGUGGCCCAGUCACCGCUUCUGUUCCACACAGACUUCCAAAGGCUGGUCGGGGUCCAGGUGGACCGUGACCCUCGGCUUUCGGAAUUUAUUUGCAAGAAAUGCCAUGCAAAGUUUUAUAAGUGCCAAAGCAUCCUGAUCCGGUUUCUGCAGAGAGUCAAUCUCCCGCCUGUGGGGAAGGAGAACCUGAAAAAUCAGAAGAAUGCAAAGGGUCCAGAGUCCUCUGUAAACCAUUGCUCAUCAACUCCCUCAUCCUUUACCUCAGACACAAAGUGCCUCCACAGUCUGGUGUCCUGGGCUCAUCACCACGGAGAGGCCUGCCGCUCCUGCCCCGACCUGAAGGAGGUGCUGGAGGGCCAGUGCCUGGGCGCCAUUAAGGCUGUUUGGGGUUGCGUCAAUGGUCACAGAUACAUCAUGGACACUCACCGCAGCACUACCUCCAACCAGUGCUCCAGCAACAGAGCAUUAGGGAGUGGGAGGGGUGAUGGAGCAAUGUCAGAGGAGGAGGAACAAGAACAAGACGGCGAGGAAGACGAAGAGGAGCAAUCCGGCGGGAA
Haplochromis burtoni (Burton's mouthbrooder) is the source of this 1122-nucleotide messenger RNA. RefSeq names its product zinc finger protein 276. Gene Ontology annotation, cellular component: nucleus. The record is from RefSeq and is a predicted model, not a curated record. Gene Ontology annotation, molecular function: zinc ion binding. Lineage: Eukaryota; Metazoa; Chordata; Actinopteri; Cichliformes; Cichlidae.